AUGCCAGUCAAAGGUUCUUUUGUCUUCUUUCUUUCCACUCCUGCAUGUUUUCUGGAGUAUCGCAAUGCACCUUUCCGUGGCCGUAACAGUAAGGUACAACCUCGGAGCAAGCACUUGGCAAGUCACGGCGCUGCAAUUCUGGACAUGUGCCUUUCCCUCAUUUCCUCUCCUCAGGCUCUUAUGGGAGAGGGAGGCGAGGGAAGGGCAAUGCGUUGUCCAGCGGGAAAACCGGAGUGGCAGCAGUCUCACGAAUGUAAUGGGGCGGGGGGUCAAGAUGCGAUAAAACAACUUCGUCGUGGCCGUCCUCCUCAGAGUAUGACACAUUCAUUCUAUCUUACUGUUUCAGUGUAG
This is a messenger RNA of Mycotypha africana, 351 nucleotides long. RefSeq lists its product as uncharacterized. NCBI's taxonomy places the organism in Eukaryota, Fungi, Mucoromycota, Mucoromycetes, Mucorales, Mycotyphaceae. The coding region runs from base 1 to 351 and encodes 116 amino acids. The record is from RefSeq and is a predicted model, not a curated record. The transcript has a single exon.